AUGCUAGCGUUUUCAGUCUCAAUAUUAUCUGCUUCUGAACCAAAAAUCCUCGGUGUGGCCGCUGGGUUGAAAGUAAAACCAUUUGGUUCAAUCAAAUCACCAGAACCAACGUCCUCGCAAAUAAAUUCCCUUUUCCUUUUCUGUUUCGGUACAACAAACCCUUCGGUUCCACUUCCUCUCGCAUUCAAACCAUCCAAGCGACUUUCCACCAAGGAAUGGCAGAGCGGUAUAAGUAAAUCAAUCAGUUCGCCCUUGACGGGAGGAAAUGUGACUGGAGAAGUAGAUGAGAAUGGGGAAUGCAUCUGCAAGGUCUUCCUGCCAGACACAACUUUCCCUGCCAACAGAAUAGAAAAUCUGGAACACACUUCCACGGAGCUUACCAAAAAAAUAGAAGUUGAAGUGACAAAGCUGCACAAUUAUGAAUUGAUUCUGAAGGAGUAUAGCCAGAAGCUAGUAAACCUGACUGUGCGGGUUGAUCACAUGGAACAAAACACUGACAAGUACACUCAGCUUGACUUUGAGCUGAUUCGAAUUGAACUGCGAGAAAUGGAGAUCCUAAUCAGCCAGCUGAAAGGUUCUACUGAGACCGAUUCUGAAAUUCUUAACAUACUACAUGAAGAGGUUAAAAAUCUGACUACUAUUGUCAACGAAAUGGAAUCUUACGAUACAAACAAUGUACUCCUUAUCAGAAAACAAAUAAAGGAACUGCAGCACCGACUGGAAGAUUGCCACUCAAAGCUGAAUGAGACAAUACCCCCUGAAACUGAUUUUGGCUCAUGUAAUCACAGAGGCAUUAAAAGUUUCAGUCAGCCAUUUAUUGUGCAGCUCAAUUACCAUGGUGCAGCUUACAUUGACGGUGCAUGGGGCAAAGACCCAUAUCCAGUUACAGGCAGGGAGAAUCUGCACUGGGUAACUCCAGUAUCAUCCAAUGCUGCACUUCAGGCAUACCUCUUUGCAUCAAGCUAUGAAAACUUGCUUAUUCAUUCCUACUUUAAAUCUGGAACUCUAGCGACUGCAUCUCAAGGUUCAGGGAGUGGUAUAGUUAUGUACAAGAACAACUUAUACUACAACUGCUAUCGAAAUCAAUACAUGUGCAGACUUAACGUUGAUACUUUAGCCUUAGAAAAGAGCAUACUGACAGGAGCAGGCUAUUCUAACACAUAUCCAUACAGCAGCUCAGUGUACCAGGACAUGGAUUUUGCUGUUGAUGAGCAAGGACUGUGGGUGAUAUACGCCACCAGUGCGAACGGGGGUAACAUUGUCAUUUCCAAAAUCAAUGAAGCUGCCUUUUUGGUUGAAAAAACAUGGAAUACUAACAUCUUCAAAAAAAUUGCUAGUAAUGCUUUCAUGAUAUGUGGAGUUCUGCAUGCAACUCGCUCAACUGGGAGUGAUACUGAGGAAGUGUUUGCCACAUAUGACACAAAAACCAGCACAGAAGGCAUUGCAAGUAUUAGAUUUUCAAGGCCACUCAUAGAACUCCACAGUCUUAGCUACAAUCCUAAGGAUCACAAACUUUAUAUGUACAGCAAAGGUUACCUCAUCAAUUAUAAUGUGCAUUUUCAUCCAAAGUAAUAUAAGUAAAAGUUUCUGGUUUUGAGGUAUACACUAAAAACACACACAAAAAAACAGUCUGAGUUUAUUAUAAUAUAUCUGAUGUGAAUA
Molecule: messenger RNA, 1662 nt
Organism: Protopterus annectens (West African lungfish)
Lineage: Eukaryota; Metazoa; Chordata; Ceratodontiformes; Protopteridae
Product: olfactomedin-like
Exons: 5
Coding region: 1-1572 (523 amino acids)
Biological process (GO): signal transduction
Source: RefSeq, a predicted model, not a curated record